AACGUUACGUUAAAACUGUGGCCUAACAAAAUCGUGCUGAUGGAAUUACCAUUUUAACUCUUCUUAUCUGACGUAGCAUGACGGACAAGACAUUACAGAAUGCGGGGCGGUGACGCUUAGGUGUCAUUGGCGAAACGAGCGGUCGAAUAUUUGGAGCUUAAUGCAGACAUGAAAAAAACUAUGAUCUUAACUUGUGCAUGAACGGAUAAGCAUCUUCUAAAUAAAUUAUUGUGGGAGGUAUAUCAUACUGAUUUAUAUGUUUUAUAUUGUCAUUAAAUGGAUGCAAUGAUUCGGAAUUAAGUUAGUUUCUCUCUACCAGCGGAUAUUAACGGGAAAAAAUUGGUAUCCAGACCAGACGCAAGAGCCAUGAAUAUCAUAUACCUCCUUGUUUUUGUUAUUAUUUCAUUGUCAAAUGUCUACACACAAGAUCCUCCUCCAGUUUUCGACCUCCCACCUCCACCACCGUUAGAUUCACCAGUCAAAGAUACGGGAAAUCAGCAGCCUGAAACUGAUAAAAGCACAAUAGCAGUAGAUACUGUAAACAAUGAAUCCUCAAUGCCAAAGGACACAGUGAAAAACAAUGAAACGGCGGAGCUAGUUCCAUCUACUGAUUCUAGUUCUGCAACAAACGAUUCAAUUAUUUCUACCUCUGGUACAAACUCUGAAGGCAAUUUAACUUCUGAAGGAGCAAAUGAAAACAUUAAUACAACUGUUUCUACCGAUACAAAUUUGACUCCUGAUACAUUAUCUAAUAUUACUAGUAUAAUAUCGGACGGAAACGAAAAUAAUAUUAAUAAUUUGACAAAAUCUGUUACUGAAGAUACGUCUGCUGGAGAUGUACGAUCUUUGCCAGAGUCAGUAUUAAAUGGAGCAAACAAUACGACGGGCAUAUUAGAUGAAAAUAUAAUAUUCGAUGCUUUAAAUGAUACAAAUGUUUUAAUAGAUAAAAUAAAUGAAAAUGCUACAUUACAUGACAAGUCAACAUCUUUCGAUUUGUUGAAUGCCACAACAGACCAAAUGUUACCUGUAACGGAAAAUACCAAUGUACAAAAUUCAUUAACUUUUAGCCUAGAUGGAAUUAUUGAUAUAAAUAAUCCAGGUCUAGCAUCCAUUGAUUUACCACCACCGGUCGAUUUGCCACCGCCUCCGAUAGGUUCUGACCCUGCACUUGAACCAAGUGUCAGUUUAAGUGACACAGGAACUAAUAUGUCUGAUACCUUUCCUCAGAUUGAUAUGAACACUACAUUUUCUGUAGACACAAACGGCACAAGUGCAAAAAAUAAAACAUAUAUUGAUAAAGUUGACAUUUAUAUAGAUCCCGAUACAGGUAAUAUGAAUAUGACACAUACACCUGUGGAAUCGAUUGGAACGGAAUCAGUUCUAAGAAACCCCGUUGAUGUUCCACCCGUUCCGGUUCCUAUUGAUCUGCCGCCUCCACCCGUAGAAAAGCCGUCUGUUGAUUUCAUAGAAUCUCAAGGUUCUACAACCAUCGAAAUUUCGGAUCUUUUUGGUGAGUUAGGAUCCUUAGAUAAAUCUUCGCCUCCGAUGAACAUUGCUGACCCCGAUACAACAACAGCCGGAAUGACCCAAUUUAACCCUGAAGUUCCAGUAAAUGUGCCAGGAUUAGAAUCAACUACUGAAACGCCGAUUGAUAUGUUUGCAACACCGUCAUCAUUUUUGGAUUACGUCACUUCGACGUCACCACCUGCAACGAUAGAACCAGAACAAAGAAGACACAUGCCAGAGACAGGUGAGCAUCUACCUUCGAUGGAUCACCCCCCUCCCAUUUUCUCAGGCGGAAGUAGGCCUUCGGUUUAUACUGAUCAAUACGGUCCACAUGACGGCAGUUUCCCAUAUGUUGAAACAACUACAAAAAGAAUGCAAACAGUUACAAAGGAAGCCCCGCCGCCACCACCAAUUAAGGUACCAACCCGCCCUAAUAGACGUACAAAUUGGCACAGCAUUGCAACAACUAUGUCACCUUAUUCAUGGAGGUCUACAACUACUACCUUACACCCGCGUCACAUGAACGUUGCAGAGUUAGCAGCAUAUGCUCUUAAAAUGACGAACCAACAGAAAAAGUUAACGAAAGAACCUUCGCAAGGAAUCCAUGUUUUCUUUCCUUCUGGCCAAGAAGCAACUACGACACAACCAACAACAACAUAUAAACCGGCAUACAUUCAACGAGAUACCGCAAAACAAAAGGAUUUGCGAUCAAAUGCUUUCAUUGAGUAUCUACGAAAAAGGUACGGUAUCAGUAAUAUUGGAACAACACCUUCAUAUGUAGCAGCAGUAAGAAAACCCGUUUCUUAUCAGUUGCAAAAGGCAGGUGGUCAACCUAAAUUUUUUGAUGCGCAAUACCUUUUAUCUCAUUUAACUGAAACUACGACACAGAAACCGACAAUGAAGAAUGUAUUUGACUCUAAUUAUUUUAGAUCACAGUUGGAUAUCGGACAUUCUAAACCUGUACCUCAAAGACUAUAUAUGACAACAAUAAAACCAUUCACUACGACAAGACAUUUCUUUGAUUCAAAAUACUUAUUGUCACAUCUUGACGAAUUGCAGCAACCAAAGCCUCGUCUACAACCAAAUCUACCUCCUACACCACCAAUGACAUCUUUGUCGAAACUUCUACCUCAAAACAGAGACUUGCAAAAUCAAAACAAAGUUCAGGAUGCCCUUCAAGUUUGGAUGAAUGAUAUGAGUGUAAAACCAAACGCCGUGUCACGAAUUAACUCCGGACAAAAGCUAUCUGGAACAACAGUUUUGAAGGAACAAAGACAAGGGCAAAUAGACACGAGACCAAUUGAUCUUAAAUCAAACAUACAGCCACAAUCUAUCAUCAAUUAUAAUGUAAACCCAAAGAAAACGCCACAAUUUGCAGGAUAUACAACUGCAAAAUUCAAACCAGUUGUCUAUGGUAAUAAACCAGUUUCGAGAGCCCAAUCAAGCUCAGGUCUUAGCUUAAGAGAAAGAUUCAACAGGAAGUGGUAUCACCCAGAGAAACAAACACCAUCAACAACACCAUUGCAAACAAGAACAAAUAAUAUGAAUCAACAACCUAUUAGAAAUAUAAAUAUAAGAUUUGAAGAACCAAUGAAUAAAAAACAGUUCAAUACUGCACCACAAUCCCAAGUAAAUGCCUUACAUGGUACGGGAAGCAACGUUAAUAAUGCAUUACAGAACACUGCUACUAACCGUGAUUUAUCUAUACAGCACAAUAGUAUUGAACUUCAAAGGAAAAUCAUAAAACAGCAAGAAGAAAAGCUGAGGCAACAGCAACAACAACUCAAAGAGCAACAAGAGAUGUUGCGUUUACAGAGAGAACAAUCUAAUAAACAAGCUUACCAGAAUGAUAAUUUACAGAGCACAAAAACGCUUUUUAAAACUUCAGAAAAAGAUCGUUUACGUUUACUCCAACUGCAACAAAGUCAAAACAAAAAUGUUCUGUUACAGCAACAACAACGACUAGAAGCACAGGAACGGUUACGUAGACUACGACAGCAAGAGUUAGAGGAACAGAAGCAACAAUUUUUACGUAAACAGCAAGAGCAAGCUCGUUUACAAUUACUGCUGCAACAACAACAGCAACAACAACACAAUCAGCAGUUAUUAUUUAAACAGCAAGAACAAGAACAAUUACUCCAACAACAAAACAACCAAAGAGAUCUUCUUAACCAGCAAGCACGUGAACGUUUGUUGCAACAGCAAAAACGGCAACUUGAACGACAAAAAGAGCAAGAACUACUCAGAAAUCAGCAAAUUGAUCGACAGAAUAACCAAUUCCCUCUAGCCUCUAGAAUUGGACAAUCAACGAUUCUUCAAAGUAAAGAGAUAAACAGUAGAAACAUGUAUCACACAUACCAACCAAACGUACAACUGUCAAGUAUUCAGAUUUUUAAGGCGCCUGCGAUGUUGAGAAGAAGAAAAAAUCGUGAAAAGAAAGAAUCUGUUCCACAAACAUCCCAAACCCAUUGGCAGGCGCCCACUGAAUUACAUAACUUACAUGGACAUUUAUCGGUGCCAUACAAUAUAAAUUUUUUGCCAGAAGUUCGAACAACACAGGCGACACCCACACCAAGGAUAUCGUUAGCUACUACCCAAGUGCCAAUUGUUUACAUUCAAACAAUACCAACUACAACAAUGAAACCGAUAACAUCUUCACCAAGACCUACGCCACCAGCAACCGCGGAUCCUAAUCCUCCACCUAUAUUCGACACUAAGGUCCGCCAUACUUUUAUGCCUAUGCCGAAGAUUGAUCCUACUACAAGGGCACCGAGAUCAGCAGAAAAUGUUAGUGGUUGGGAUAGUGGACAGGGAAACAAUAAGAAAAUCAACAUAAACAUGGAUGAACGUUGCAGAGGAUGUGUGUUUGUAAAUGACCGUUGCCUUUUACCGGAUCCUGUACACUGUCAUUUUUAUAUUGAAUGUGUGAAACAUGGUGCUUCUGUCCGCGCUUUCAGUCGUGAAUGUGCACUUGGAUCAUUUUUUGACAGGAGGUCCUUCCUUUGUGUAGAUCCCAAAAAUGCUGAUUGUCCAACAGACCGUUGCCGAGUGCCAGGAACAAAAUGGUAUGCCAUUCAUGGUCAUUGCAAGCACUACUGGUCAUGUGGUUCUCGCGAAGGCGGUGGGGUAUUCGCACAAAGUGAGUGUUGUCCUGAAAUGGGCGGAUUUGUCGAACCUGUCGGAUGUGUCGAGAACCCAAAUUGCACAGACACAUGUUCGAGUACAAUCAUGAAAGACGGCCCAACAGGCUGCCAACUGCGAAAAACAGCGUCCCCAACAGUUUAUUUUGACGGAAAUGCAAAUAUUGAGCGUCCAUGCGCACCCGGAACAUUGUUCAAUGAACGUGCAUGCACGUGCGUGCAAGAUGUGUCAUAUGAGCGCAGUGAAAACAAGCCCGGAGCUACCUCCUGUUUACCAAUGUUAUCAUUAACGUUUGAUGGCGGCAGCAUGGAGGACUCGUCCAAUACCAAGCAACAUAUAGGAGUAGAUGGAGUGUCAGCCACACGGGAAGGAGAGGCUCUUUACAACGGCGGUGGGCGACUAGUUUUAUGGCGAUAUGCAAAUCUAAUGUUUCCUAUCGUUUAUGCUAUAAGGUUUAGAUUUUUCAGUACAACACCAACACCGAGGAGGCAGAUAAUUUUCUCCAAUUGUGACACUAAAGGAGGACAGGAACCAUCUUUGGAAAUUUCCUUAGACACAGUGUAUAAUGAAGUUGUCUUUAAGAUAGACACGUAUGAGGGACCUUCGAAGAGAUUCACAAUAAUAUAUCAGCCAAGUAAAUGGACAAAUGUAGAUUUUAUAUAUGAUGGAGAAAGAAUAGUAGGCUCUGUUGAUAGAAGGGCUAGAAAUAUUUUUGCUGGAAGCGGAAUUGAGACGCGUCCACAUCCUGUGGGUAUAGGAACUUGCAACGGAAAAGACGGGUUUAAAGGAUUACUUGAUGAUGUAUCCAUUUACGAGGAAUGUAUUCCCGAUGAUAUGUAUGGAAUAUUUAUGUCAGUAUUGGAGUAAUAAAGACAAAGACAUUACAAAAACAGAUCAGGGAAUUACCAUAAAAUCAGACAUUUCAUUUUUUUAAUUAAUAAAUUCGCUUUUACAGUAAUUGUUAACACAUGAUGUCUGGUAUAAACGGGUUUCCGUGGAUUUAAACAGAACUAAAGAAAAAGUACACAUCGUUUGAAGGAAUACUGAAAUUAGAAUAUCUCGAUUGGCAGAGCUUUUCGAAAUCCACAAAUUUCUUUCUUUUAAAAAUGUGGUUAAAAGUAUUAUUUUUUUAAUGGAAUAUUUUUAGGUUUAAAAAGCACAAUUUCAUAUUGACUGUUAUAUUGAUUGGUUUAAAAUUGUGAUAAGCAUGAAGCUGUCUAUGUUAUAGGACAGUUUUCUUACGAGUAAGGUAUACCAAUAUCAGAAAGUUCGUUUUUGCGAUGAACAGAAACGCUGACCCUUUUUUUAAAUCAUAAUUAUUUAAGUUAAUUAUUAUUUCGUCUUUAACUCAUUCACAAGGUUAAAAUUAUUACACGUAACAUUUCAUCAACUCUAAUAUAUCUAUACUUAGCCCGUUGGCAGCAAUAGAUUCUACCCAUACGUUCACUGUACACCAAGAUCAGCCGACACAUUCAUGCGAGCUUAUUAUGAACUACACUGUUUGCUAUUCUGUCAGAUAUAAUAAUAAAUUUUGUUUCGAUGGACAAGUCUAUUUAAGAAAUUAAGAGAAAUGAAUUUAUGUCCGAACUUCUUCAAUUUACAUUGAGAGUUUCACAAGUUUAAAUAAAAUGUAAUGAACAUUUUCAGUAAAAUAAGAUUAAUUAAAGAUAUAAUUUUACAAUUGAUGGUUCAAAUCGUCAGGAUAUAAUGACUUUUAUUGUAAAUUAGCCCGAUUUGAAUCUGUCGUAUUUGAACGUUCUGUCAUUCCAUCAUAACGUGGAUCGAUAAUAAUCAUUGUAAACUUUUUACAUAUCAUCCAACAAAUAUCAUCCGUUUAAUCUGAGCGUAUGAUAUCUUAUUGCUUCGCUGCUUAGUUUACGAUACAGUUAGUGUCAUAUUGGUAUAUCCUGUUGAUAUAAUUUCUUCAAUCAUGUAUUCAUUUGGCCAGUAAAGUAUUUAUAUUUGUCGCUAUGAUGGUUUACGUCUUUUCUUCACUUAAUGUAUUAAAGCAGUGCAUUUUAAAAAUUCCUACGAUAAUAUCUGUUAAACAUAAAUGCAAGUUUGUAUUUUUUGUUCCUUUACCUAUAUUUUGAGACAUGUUUUAUCUUAAUUUCAUCUUCACUCAAACCAUUAACAUUAAACUUUAUUCUGACGUAACGUGACAUUUUAACUACAAAUGCAUAUCUUAAUGUUCAGUUUGUAACGUCUGAUUUGUAUGUAUAUAGGUUGUAUUUUAAUAAUGUACAGGAGUAGUGUGUGUAUGUAUAUAUAAUUAUCAUUAACGUUAUAAAGUAUUUAUUUGUGAAUUAUUGUUUAAUAUUAUGUUUAAAGUGUGCUAAUGUGGUUGGGCGUGUGCUGACAGGCCGUUUGUAAGGCGACACUUAAAAAGAUAACUUGCGGAUGUUUUUGUUUCUUAUUUUUAUUUUCACUAAAAGAGAUUAUUUAACGUCAACUAUAUUUAAUUCCGCAUUUAUGCUCACACUUAUAUACUAAAAAUAAAAUUUUCGACAAUAUAUCAAUGUCAUAAUUAUUUCAGAUUAGUAAAAAUUGUUUUUGUUAUUGUUGUUUCUGAAUAAACUGAGCUUGAUACCUAACAGAAAGAUGACACGUAAGGUAUCAUUAUUUUAACAAAUAAGUGAUAUCCGUAAAAAUGUAAUUAUUUUGAAAUUUCACUGCUGUGCGGUGUCUUCAGGAUGUUAUAUAUUGAACAAUAAACUGUACCAACACUAUAACAUUAUGUUUUUU
This is a messenger RNA of Ruditapes philippinarum (Manila clam), 7392 nucleotides long. RefSeq lists its product as uncharacterized. Gene Ontology annotation, cellular component: extracellular region. The record is from RefSeq and is a predicted model, not a curated record. Bases 367 to 5514 code for a protein of 1715 amino acids. The transcript is spliced from 12 exons. Gene Ontology annotation, molecular function: chitin binding. Lineage: Eukaryota; Metazoa; Mollusca; Bivalvia; Venerida; Veneridae.